Messenger RNA from Bipolaris sorokiniana ND90Pr, 961 nucleotides. RefSeq lists its product as uncharacterized. NCBI's taxonomy places the organism in Eukaryota, Fungi, Ascomycota, Dothideomycetes, Pleosporales, Pleosporaceae. Gene Ontology annotation, biological process: regulation of mitotic cell cycle. Bases 220 to 573 code for a protein of 117 amino acids. Gene Ontology annotation, molecular function: histone binding; cyclin-dependent protein serine/threonine kinase activator activity; protein kinase binding. The record is from RefSeq and is a predicted model, not a curated record. Gene Ontology annotation, cellular component: SCF ubiquitin ligase complex; cyclin-dependent protein kinase holoenzyme complex. The transcript is spliced from 4 exons.
CUUGAUGCCUUGAGCUAUUUCUCCUCUAGUUCACUGAUACGGUGACUCUCUCUGCACCCAAGGGCCAGAACUCUCUAUCAACGCGCCCAUUUUCCGCAUACGUAAUCGUAGCUGCGUACCAAAACCGCGCCGCCGUCUGCCCCACUCGCUUCCAUCAGCCGCGAACACCCCACCGCACGAGCACACGAGCGCUUCCAUUCGCGACACCCAGCUGCAAACAUGUCGGGCGAUUUGGAUAUCGAUUUCACGCGCCGGAACAAGAAACCGCGCCCGCUUUCUGAGCACGAGAAGGAGAAGCUGGAUGAGUUUGUCGACGCGAUCCACUACUCGGCAAGGUACUCGGACGACGUUUACGAAUAUCGCCAUGUACAGCUGCCCAAGCAGAUGCUGAAAGCGAUUCCCAAGGACUACUUUGAUGGCGCACGAGGCACACUGAAGCUGCUAUGGGAAGAGGAGUGGAGGGCACUGGGAAUCACUCAGAGUCUGGGAUGGGAACACUAUGAGGUACAUGAGCCAGAGCCGCAUAUUUUGCUCUUCAAGCGACCUAUCAACUACCAGCCGCCUAUGCACUGAAGAAGAGGACGCCUCCGCGCGGCUUCCGGCUUUCUUCAUGUCAAACGCGACACGCGCAACACUUGCGCAGACUAUGACGGCACUCGACAUGGCCUAUUUUUUCCUUGGGAUACCUUCCUGCUUGUUUGUCGAUUUAGAGCGAGAGACGCUAGAUAUAACGACGAUAUGAUCAUGGCAAAACACAUGACGCGCUACAUGGCCUUCAUAUGAGGCGUGUUUGGGAUUCCAUUAUGCGAGGGGGUGACGAGUGCCCAGACUUUGUACAUACGAUUAUCACAGGAGCUUCGCCGAGGGCAUGAGCAAUCAGCAGAUUCCGUGAAAUUAGUACACGGGUAUUGACUGUUGUAUCAGAAAAUCAACAACUGAUCCUAUAUUGAAUUGAAUUUCU